UAUAAAUACCACUUAUUUCGCUCCAACCUAUGCACUUUGGAGCAGCUCGACGAUAUAAUUAAAUUAUGGAGUGGAGGAAGGGCUAUCUCGAUCUCGUGCUGGUGCCUUUAGGCCUCCUCUUUCACAUAUCCUACAACCUCUGGCUCAUCCACAAAGUCCGUUCCCAGCCACUGCACACAAUUAUCGGCAUCAACUCCGCCGGCCGCCGUCUCUGGGUGCAAGCCAUCAUAAAGGACAAUGAGAAGAAGAACAUAUUGGCGGUGCAAACGAUCCGGAACACGAUCAUGGGAUCGACUUUAAUGGCGACGACCUCGAUCGUGCUAUGCUCCGGCCUGGCCGCCGUCCUCAGCAGCACCUACUCCGUGAAGCGUCCGCUGUAUGACUCCGUGUUCGGCGCCCACGGCGACUUCAUGGUGGCGCUCAAGUACGUCGUCCUCCUCCUCGUGUUCCUCUUCGCCUUCCUCUGCCACUCCCUCUCCAUCCGCUUUGUCAACCAGGCCAACUUCCUCAUCAACGUGCCCCCCGCAGCGGCUGCGGCCAGCGGCGCGGCCUCAAUCAUGACCGCCGACUACGUCGCCGACCUCCUCGAGAAGGGGUUCGCGCUCAACACCGUGGGCAACCGCCUCUUCUACGCGGCGCUGCCGCUGCUGCUCUGGAUUUUCGGGCCGGUGCUCGUGGUGUUCUCGUCGCUCACCAUGGUGCUGAUUUUGUACAACCUCGACGUGGUGUGCGAGGAAGGGAAAGUCAAUAGUUGCGAGAAGAAGAGGAAUAACAAUGAGAAUGAAAUGGAGUGCGGCGUGUAGAGCAAUAAAGACGCACAGACGAAUACGAUUUAUCGAUGUUGUGCGGAGUCGUUAGUUCGUUAUCGAACUGUGACGGUGCCACGCGGACAAACUGUAUUUGCAAUCGAUGCAUGCAUGCCAGCUGCUGAAACUUAAUUUUUAUAGUGGGGGUAAUGGGAUCGAUUUAAUUUUUUCCAUGUGAUCUAUAACUUGUUGGGCAUGAAA
Messenger RNA from Zingiber officinale, 1007 nucleotides. RefSeq lists its product as uncharacterized. The coding region runs from base 66 to 803 and encodes 245 amino acids. The transcript is spliced from 2 exons. The record is from RefSeq and is a predicted model, not a curated record. NCBI's taxonomy places the organism in Eukaryota, Viridiplantae, Streptophyta, Magnoliopsida, Zingiberales, Zingiberaceae.